Molecule: messenger RNA, 1105 nt
Organism: Bombyx mandarina (wild silkworm)
Lineage: Eukaryota; Metazoa; Arthropoda; Insecta; Lepidoptera; Bombycidae
Product: M-phase phosphoprotein 6
Biological process (GO): maturation of 5.8S rRNA
Source: RefSeq, a predicted model, not a curated record
AUGAAACAUAAUGGUUAUUGGUCACAGUAAAAAACAUUCAAGUUUUUAAUUAUUUUAAUAAAAUAUAAGAAUUCUUAAAUAAACUGUAUACUGACGGACUACAUUACUGAUCUUGGCGUACUAGACCAUCAUAAUGGCCGGUGUUAAGAAAAAACCUCAACUUCCAAAAUCUGUUUUGGAUAUGAAAUUUAUGAAAAAAACCAAAGAACGGUUAGAACGUGAAUUGGAAGACACUCAAGAUCAUGGUAGUUUAUACUCGAACAUUAUCACAAACGCAAUGAGAUCAGCAUCCGGAAACUAUGUCACUGAAGCAAGCUUUAUCUUCUGUGAAAACCUAAUGGAAGGAAGGUUAUCUUUUAAAGGCAUGAACCCAGAAAUUGAAAGAUUAAUGGAACAAGAAAAGCUAAAGGAAAUACCCAGUGGUGAAAUGCAAAAAGAUAUUCCUGAUGACAUUCUAGCAAAGAAAUUUCAAGCAUUCAACAAAAGAAAAAGGGAUUCGAGCACUCCUAGUAAAUAUACAAUGGUAAAAAAAAAGAAAUCACAUUAGUGAAGUUAUUUAUUCUAUAGAAAUUAUUUUAAGCCAACGUUAAUUCGUUAGCUUUGUUUUGAAGAUAUGUUAAAGCAAAAUCUUAAUAGAAAAUACUGUCAAUAAUAAUUUGGGGAGUAAAUUGAAAUUUUAAAAAUAUGCACUUGUAACUUAUUACAUGCCCAGGUAUUCAUACCACAAAUUUUAUUACUAUAUUGGGCCUGACAAAAUACACUUACGACCAAGUUCCAAUGGUAACCCACAAAUUCUCAAACUCGAUAAAAGUGUUGGAAGAAUCUGUUAAAUAAUGGUAAUUUAGAUAACUGAGAAGAUAAAACAUGUUUUAAACAUUGCAUUUGUUUCAAACAAAUGUAAUAUAUUUACUUUCUAUAUUAUACAAGACACUUGAUGUGCUUAUAACUGCGGUGCUGUGUUCAAUUUUCACAGGAAGGUACCAAUUUGUUUAAUGAAAUUCAUACUUAACUAUAGUAGAAUUAUUUUGUCCGUGCAGUUUGGGUCAUAAAAAAUUGGAGCGGUGAAGCGAGUAUUUCGCUCUCUCUUCCACUCACAAGUCUUAUG